Ectocarpus sp. CCAP 1310/34 is the source of this 11606-nucleotide messenger RNA. The record is from the annotation of a GenBank genome assembly. NCBI's taxonomy places the organism in Eukaryota, Phaeophyceae, Ectocarpales, Ectocarpaceae.
AUGUUGGUGGUGUCUCUAGUAGGGGCAUCGGACGACGCCGCACAUCAACCAGAAGACGCUCCGCCCGCUGAAGAUUUGAUUCCAGCCGGCGAGUCGCCUGACCGUAGCAGUUACCACAUGCGCUCCGGCGACCGAGCGUGCGCGGCGGAAGCUUCGCCCGGAGGCAUCGGUAGUGGCGGCGGGGGCAUCGAGACGGGCAACCCGGUUCACGCGGCCUCAGACAGCUUCGCUGGUUCCGUCUUCCCUUAUGCGGCCACGACCUCCAGCGACGAUCGGAUAGGGAACGCGGGCGGGGGCUGCCAAGAUGCUGGUAGGGGGGGGGGCUCUCAGAGUCAAGGGUGGCUGUCGGCGGACGUGCGGCGGCACUCCGGCGGUCGAAGCACCGGCCCCACCGGCCCCACCUCCACCGCCUCCACCGCCACUACCCCAAGAGUGGCCGCGGGCGCCAAUGGGUGCACUCGCGCCGACGAUGACGCAAGGCGAGAUCGCGGAGACACGCAGCCCCAGCAGCAGCGACCACGGGGCGGCGAGGUAACGGGAUGGAUGCCGCUGGGGGCCCCGGCCAUUCGUGCCGGCGGGGAGGGUACCGCCGGGCCGCGGUGGGCCUCGGGCGCCGCCGCUGCGGCGGUGGGGGGGCGUACGGUCGCUCAGCACGGCUCUCGGCGUCACCCUGGGACCCCUUCGUCCGAAGAAGAGGACGAGGAGUUCGACGGCGUUGGAGGCGGCGGGGGCUGCUGGCAGGGAGAACGGCACGGGGGGCGGCGGAGCUCGAAGGACAGCGGCGGCGGUGGCGGAGGUGUUGGUUCCGACGCCGAUGGUGAUGGUAGUGGGUUCCGUGGUCCGAGAGUACGGACGGGCGAUACUGAGCAUGGCCAGGAGCAGGGUGGGAAGGAGGAUGAGGAGGAGGAUCAGGAGGAUGAGGAUGAGGAUGAGGGGGAUGAGGAUUUCGAACAUGCAGGAGAUGUUGAGCAGUUGGAGGGGCUCAUCGAUGCACCGGACGACGACACGGACCAGUCGGCGUGGGAAGAAGGGGAGUCUUCCUCGUCGCAUGAGAGGGAGGAGGAACAGCAGCAGCAGGAGGAGGGGGAGGAAGNGGGGGGGGGGGGGGGGGAGGACGAUCAGGAUGGGGAGCAAGAGGAAUUGGAGAAAGAAGAGGAUGAGCAGGCAGAAGGAGGGCCGUGUGCUGGUUCUGCCAACAAGAAUCAGAACGAGGAGGCCGACGAGACAGCCGGGGCUCACGCGAAGCGAAAAGAUGACGCGGAACCUGCUGAUGACGCCAGCGAUGCAACGCAGGGAGACGCGGAGGCGGCGGAGGCGAAUAACACGGCCGGAGCGGAACAAACGGAGACUGCAGUGUCGAAGGAGGUGCUACCGGUAACGGGAAUGAAGGGUCAACGCAGCCCGGAUAGAGCACCCGCCACGGUUGCCAAAGGUGACGGGGGGGCACAGAAAGAUGCCGAGCAAGAACGUGUAAUAUUUUCUGAGGGGCCUGGGGCAGAGGCGGGGGGCGGCGACGGAGAGAGUGGCGGUGGCGGAACGAGAGGGGAAGAGGACGAGGAGCGGUCAUCAUCUACAGAAGGCGCUGUUGUUUGCGCCGGCGCUGCUGCUGCUGCUGCUGUCUCUGCUGAGCCCACGGUCUCGGACAAGGACCAGCCUCCGCACAAGGCAACGGAAGGGGCUGCUGGCGGCGACACCUUGGACGGCGCUCCUGCUGCUGCGGCCGUCGAUAGGCAAGACACCGACCGCCCUCCGAGGAGGAGGGUAUCGCCGCGCGCGGGUAGCGUGCCCCCCACUACGACGGAGCCGUCAUCCACCGGCACACGAAAUACAAGGCGGACGGUGCGCAGCGGCACCACUCUGAAGAACGGUUCGGAGAACGGUGCACAAGCGUCAGGGAGCUUUAGCGACCUUGGCGGGGAGUGGGGUGCUAGUAGCGUCGACGACGGCGGGGACCCCGGUGCUGCUGCUGUGUUGACGGCGAAGCAGACGGCCAGGGCGGGAAGCGAAAAGGCGGAGGACGCCGCUGACGCUCCGAAGAAUGGCGUGGUGGCGACGGCGACGACGGGCCACGAGAAGACUGCGGCGCUUUCGCCGACCAGCUCACCGAAGGCCUCCUCGACAGCUUCGCCGACCGCUUCAUCCUCGUCCCCGACGAAUACGCCAGAACGAGACGCCAACAAGGCCAGGCUCGGAGAUAAGACCGAAGCUCAAGGGCAAGGGGCACCGCCGGAGGAGGGCGCGCGGAUGGAAGCGCCGCUGGCAACCCUGCCGGCGGGACCCCCCACGAGGGCACGGCUUAGGAGGGCCGCGGCGGGCGUCCAACCGCAACCAAACGAGGGCUCUGGUUUGGGGAAGGCGGCUCCGAUGGUCGUGUUGCUGGAGGGGGGGAAGACCUGGGACCCUUAUGCGGGCGAGGAGACACACAGGGUGGCCGUGUGGGAGCCCAAGAGCGGGAACAUGAUCGGGGGGGUGUCGGCGCCGAUGCGCCGGGAGCUCCGGGCUUUCCUGGCGAAGGGGAAGUAUGAGAUUUACAACGGCCAAGACGGUAAGAAUACCGGCCCGGUCACCUUCUCCAAGGCCGGCACCCCGAGCAAUGACCCCCGGGGUCGGGGGCGCGGUCGCCCCCCCAACUCCGCCGCGCCAGUCGCCGUUCUUCUCACGUCUACCUGCCGCGACGCCACCACAGGAGGGACCACCGGCAGUCCUAGCGCACGCCUCCCUAAUUCGAGGGCCCGGCAGAACCACCACCUGCAGCAGCGCGCCCCGCCGACGCCGUCGUCGUCUAAGACCGCGGCCGCUUGCGGAGGCGAGGUAGGCCGCGCUCCGGAGGGCGCUGGGGCUGCUGCCGUGCCGCCCGCAGCAGAGAAGAGGGGGAGAGGAGGAAAACGAAGCAGUCCCCGGUUGUUGUCUGACGAAUCGGGGACAGAAGGGGCCCCGAAGGGCGACGGCGAUGGCGGGGGGGGGAGCAAUGGUAGCGGUCACGGCAGCGGCCGCAGGCACCGGAGCGUUGCAGCGGCGGGGGCAGCGAAACCGGUGGAGAUGCCCGGCGAGGAAGAGGAGCGUGAGGCGGGAAAAGCCAUCUCCGGGGUUGCCAAUCGAACAGGGAGGAGGGGGAAUGUAGGAACACGUGGCGGCGGCGGCGGCGGCGGCGGCGGCGGCGGCGGCUGCGAAGGCGGUGGCGUGUCAACGCGAGAACGCCUCCGGCGCGGGGGCGACUGGGGAGACGGGGGCGGGAACAGGGGGAAGAAGGCCAACGCUGCUACCAAGGCGGGGAAGGGGAGCAGUAAAGGUAGCGGUGGCGGUGCGUCAUCACCUGCUACCCUGCGAAGGAAUGGAAAGGAAGGAACCACCGGUGGGGGCAGGGACGGUGGCGGUGGCGAUAGCUGCAGGGGUGCUCCUUCGUCGUCUCUGCGAAGCAGCAGCAGGAAAGGCGCUAGCCGAAGCGAUGCUGCUGCUGCUGCUGCUGCUGCUGCUGCUGCUGCUGCUUCUACGCAGGAGGGGCAGGAGACCGGGCGGCGUAGGCUGAAAAAGUCCGCUGUCUCUGGUGCCUCAGAAUCAACGAAAGAGUCAUCACGGCCAGCGCCUGCCUCCUCCACACCCAGGAAAGGUGGUGCAUUGGCGGUGAAAAAGCGCCCUAUCGGUCGGGGUGACAGGAGCGGCGGCGGAGCAGCCCAAGAGGGUUCGGCGGCGGCGGGUGCAGGGGCGGGGGCACAGCAGAAGACCAAGUCCAAGAAGAGACCCAGGAAGAGGAUCGGGCUUCAGGGGGAGCCGUGGGCGGCGAUGUGGGCCCAGGGGUUCAGCGACGAGGAUGAGGCCAUCGCGGACGACUUGUCGUGUCGAGAUUUUCCUUAUUCGCACCGAGGACAGGCUAUCGCGGCCGAUGAGAGAGCAUACGAGCGCACCGUGCGGGACCGUCAGAGCUUCGCCCAGCAGGAGAGAAGCGAGCAGGAGGCGUUUCUCCGUGAGCGUGAGAGGCAAAAGGCGCUGCACCAGAUGUUUGGGAAGAAGUAUCGUACACCGGUAGAGAAGUGCCGAGAUCGAGAGAUGGAGCGGCUUCUGGAUGCUACGAUCGAGAUUACACGUGAGCCUAUCGCCACACCCGCCGGCGGCCGCACCAGCGGCAGAAAUAACGUACCCAAGCCAGCCGGCAGAGCGAUGCCAUCCCGAGCUAGAGACGGGAACGGGCGAGGGAACACUAGUGAGCCACUUCCGGCGGGGAAUGGAGCCGGCGGUGUGGUAGAGGAAGGGGUUCGGCUGACCAGGGGGCACACCAGACGCGCGAGGGGUAACGGUGCCGGGGCCGCGAGAGGGGGUGGUUCUUCUUCUGGUGGAGACGGUGUGUCGUCAGAGUCUGCGACGGACGGGGCUAUUGCCCCGGCGCGUAGGAGCAGCGGACGUUUGUCGACUACCGCUGCCGCCGGCAGCUCGGAGGAAGGCGGCGGCGGCGGGAGGAAAGCGGCGGUAUUGGUACCCCCCCCACUUCUGGGGGAUGAAGCUGCUGCCGCUGCUGGAGACGACCAAACCGAUGGAGCUUCGCUGUCGGUGCUCCAAGACGGUUAUCACAGCAUGCUAACCUGUCCCGCCUGCAACGCCGGGGCGGAGCUUAGGCCGGUGACCCUCACCGGUGGCCGAGGACGCGGGAGCAUGUUCGCACCCUUCUCCACACCCAGCCAACCAUUCGCCGUUAAAGCCGCGCAAUCGCUGUCGUCUUCCAACCGCCUCGGAGGUGGUGCGCCCACGGACUCGUCAGCCGGCGAGGAGGUAGGAAUCGGCGAUGCCGCCAUCACCGCCGCUGCCGAUGGGUCCGAGGGGAGGGCUGCGGCUCCGGAAUCGGCGGCUGCUGUCGCUGCUGAUUCCACGGGGAGAGGCGUGUUGACAGCUGUCGGUGGUGUCGGUGGUGACGGCUCUGUCGCCCUGGCCAAUGGUGCCACGGAGGAGAAGGCUUGUGACGAUGGAAAUGCCGUCGAUGGCAUGCCGCCGCCGCCGCCGCCGCCGCCCGCUGCCGUUGAGAACGGCACGGUGUCUGCGCCGGAAGCAGCGGCAGCGACAACGCCAGAUGAAGGUCCUGGCGGUCGAGGUGAGGAUGGUGCAGCUGUUGCUAUGCCUAGUGCCGAGGAUGAAAAAGACGGAAGCGGCGGCGGUGCUCAAUUCCGCCGAGAUGGCCAUCACGAUGCCGCGGAGGUGGCGGCGGCCGCAGCACCAUCUGCUGCUGAUACGGUUGCUGCUGCGGCUGCCGAUGUCGCCGAGAGGGGCGCUUGUAUCGCCGCGGGCGCUCCGCGCGAUGGAGCUCCCUCCGAAGCCUCGGCGAAUGCGUCGUCGUCACCUUCGGCUGAUGGUGCUGGUGCUGCCGCUGGUGUUGGCGGGGGAGCUAAGCCGGCCGCGGCUGCUGUAACCGGCGGAGUAACCUGCGGAGACACGGAGAACAAUGCUUCUAGCGGCGGCUGCAGCUCAGACGGGGGGCAGGAGGAGGGGAAGGAUCAGGUGCAGGAGCAGGCGCCGCCGAUGCCCAAGUCCACGAAGAGAAGCAUUUCCGCUGUUACCAGCGGCGGCAGCAGCGGCAGCGGCAGUGGCGGCGGCAGCGGCAGUGGCAGCGGUGCACCCGCCGAGCGAGGGGGGGAAAAUGCCGGCUUCUGGUGCCCACCUUUUAAGCUUGUCCAAGGGCUUCCGCCUUACAACCGCAGCUACAACCUAAUCUUCCAGCGCGCCUACCGCAGCGGACUCAUCUUCGACACGCCGGGGGCCAUCCCCAAGCCCACCGUCGUGCCCCAUACCCUGGCCCCUGCUGGCGGGGGUGGCUGGAACACCGGCAUCGACAUCCCGAGGGUUGCCAAGAAGGCCCGGCGCGAUAAGCCGCAGCAGCAGCCGCCGCAGAAACGCGACCCGACAGAUGGCGGCGGGGGCGACAAGAAGUCGUCGAAGAAGAAAAAGACGAAAGGUUCGAAGAAGUCGGCACCCGGCACGGGUGACGACGUCAAGCAGGAGGGGGUUGAAGGAGGUGCUGCUGCGGUCGAAAGCCCGCCGGCACCGACGGCCGGCGCGGGUUCGGCGAGAAAAGCUGCGGCGGGGACAGGCGAUGCCGGGGUUUCCCCCGGGGAGAGGCGCACGAGUCGCAGAACGGUCCCCGGUGAUGUCCGCCGAAAGCAUAACAGCGUCAGCGGCGAGAAGACAAGCCGAGCGGGGACGGAGCGGGAAACGCGGAAGCGCGGGGUGUCUCCUUGUUCGCCGUCGUCCUCUUCUUCCGUUGUGGCGUGGUUAGAGGGUGAGGCCCGGAAGCUGGAGAGGCCCCCGGCUGGGGUGCAGCCCGACGGGAUAUCGCGGACGAUGAUUGAAGACCUGCCUGUGGAUCCUGAGUCUUCCGUGGUGGAGCCUCCGCUGCCGCCCUCUCCCUCCUCCGGUGCUGUAACCGCCGCCGGUGCUCCUGCUACCGCUACUCCUGGUGACGGUGGUGCUGGUGGCCACGACAGCGACGGUGCUCCCUCCCGUCGGCAGCAGAAGGAAGACAAGCCUCCAGUGCAUUCAUCGCCAACGGCGGCAUCAGAGCCGCGCGGGGGGGAAGGCGAGGGAAGUCGGGAGAUGGAAGAGGCGGCGAAGGGGGACGACAAGACUGGGGGGCAAAGGGAAAUGCGCAAGCGGGGAAGCGCUACAGCAGUAGCAGGGGGGCGACGCGGGAGCAGAGGAGGGGGGGCGGUGUCACCGGUGCUGAAGCGUGUGGUCAGCAAGAAAGACUCGGCGGGGCAAGGCCAAGAAGACACCAGGCGUUCCAGCGAUCGGGGGAGAUUGGCGGGACAAGGGGCCGUAUCAUCCAGCCAAGCCGAGGCCGGCGCAGACACCGGCGCAGACGACAAGCACGCGCAUGGUUGCGUCGGUCCGGGUCCCCCGGAGAAUUCCGCCGCCCCGAUGAGGUCAGGGUGUCGGGAGAAGCGCGGGGCUGGUGAUGGCGUCGGGGCACCAAAGGUUGCGGCGGCAUCAGCGGCGGCGACGGCAGCAGCCGUGCUGAAGCCGGACCAGGAGCGAGAGGAAGAGGGACGCCAACAACAGCAGCCGCUCUGCACUCCUUCCCGAAGAGGUAGCCUCUCCCCGCCGCUACCAACCGGUGAUGCUGUCGACUCUACCGCCACCGCCGCCUCGCGGACCAAAGGAAAGUCCCCAGCCCGGCUCAAGCAGAUGGCGAAGAAGAAGUCUGCUUUGCCAACGAAAGGGGGCGGCGACGCAGCCUCGGAGAAAGGGAAGGGCCGGGGGGAGACGCCGCGUCGAUCCUCGAUACCCCUAUCGCCGACACAGGCAGUGUUCCAGAUGCCCUCAGACGACGAGGAGGAGGAGGAAGAGGCGGCGGCUUGCGCUGCCGCGAUCAAGCAGAGGCGCGAGCUAUCCUGCGCGAAGCGGACGGCGGCAGUGGUCUCUAGGCCUCCGGCAACGGGGCCUGCGGCGCCGGCGCCGUCUUCGCGCCCCCAGCCCGUGUUACCGUCUCCCAUCAAAAAGACGAAGAAGGAGAAGAGCGACGAUGGCGACGGCGACAGCGAUAUCAGUCUUGCUGUUAAGGCGGCGCCCUUCGGCGGCAGCAAGGCUCGUCCUACCAAUGGCAACGACCAUGCUGCGGCGAGGGCUGCUCCGCGCGCCGGCGGCGAGUCGGAAGCCCGGGUGGGUGCCGCGGGCGGCGCGAAGGCGAAGCGGGGUCGAGACGGGAACGAUGGCGUCCAUGUUGGCCGUGAUGCUCCCGCCGGUGCCGCUUCUGCAGCGGUUUUCGUGCCGCAACCCAGCGGUCGGAAGCAAAGAGCCACGACGGCGCCGCCUGUGUUCUACGGUGAUGAUGACAGCGGCGACGGCGACGGCGAUGAUUUGCGGCGGCACCCGAUCGCCGUCAGCGCCCCUGGUUCCAAGGCCAAACCGAACAGAAAAAGAAAGAAUCCCGCCGCUCCUGCCCCUGCCGCCGCUCCGCAACCACCGCCCAAGGUCGGGGCAGCCGAACACUCGCAGGAGGGCGCGGUAGCCUCGGAGACUCCAAAGGCACCGGCCGUCAAGACAAAGACGGCCACCGCUGCAGUUGUCCCUAAAACCUCCCGGUCGGGCGUGGUAGUUGCGGCGGCUGCGGCUGCGGCGGCAGCAGCAGCGGCGGCGGAAGCAGCAGCGGCGGCGGAAGCAGCAGCGGCAGCCGCCGGAGCGGAGCGGGACUCCGGUCCCGAGGGCCCGCAAGCCAAGAAGGCGAAGAGGUCAGCCGAAGCGGCGGAGACUCGUGAGAAGAAGCUCGAGCGCGAAGAGGAAGCAGCGGCGGGAGGAGGCGGUGUUGACGAGUCGCCGGCAACCCCCAGAGGCUACGAAGGCUGCCGGAGCGACGGCCAAGCCGCGAAGGUUUCGAGCGCGGCCGUCGCCGCCGCCGCCGGUGGUGGUGGCGGUGCUAGCGGCGACGCUCUUCCCCGGUUGGGGGGGGACAGGAAGCCCGGGCGGAAGCGGGGGCGCAGCAGCGAGGACGGCGAAAAGGACGAGAAACCGGACCAGGAUGGGGUCUGCGCGGGCAGCGAUCGAACUCGAGAAGCAAAGGGCACUGCAGUUGUCGGCGCGAACGGUGACGCUGGUGCUUCUGCUCGUGUGAUCCUCCCGGAGAAGCGUGGGGCAGAGACGGCGGGUAGCGGGCGCGGACCAAGCGGGACCGAUACUCGUGAGAACGGCGGCGGUGGCGGUAGUGGACAUGCCCGGGGGGCGGCUGCCGCGGCGGCGGCGCUUGGGUGUGUGAGAAGAGGGUCCCGCGUGAAAAAGGCGAUCGCGUACCUCGGAGAUGAUGACCCCAAGAUGCUGUCGGCACUACUGGCCAGGCCAGGAACGGUUUCAGACGACCACCACGACGGGGACGACAUCGGCUCUGAGUCGUCCGAGAAAGCCGCUACAAGCGGCAGCGGGGACGAAGCCCGCCUCCCAGGCAGCCCUUGGGCUACUACCGGAAGCGAUGGAGGUCGCGACAACAGCGGCGGUGGCGUCGCCGCGGUUCGUGGAGAUGAUGAGGCUUCGUUGCGGCAGCAGCUUCAGCUGCGCGAGAGGGAGCGCCACCAGCAGCAGCAGCGGCUGCAGCAACAGCGGCAACAAGACUUGUCGAGACAGCAGCCACAGCAGAAGCAGUCGCAGCCCCUUCCACAACGACAACAGCAGCAGGAGCUGGGCGCCCGCUCCGUUGUGCCGUGCUCGUCGUUAUCCCCCGUCCGCACCUCGUUCCCGUCGCCCCAUCACGCCGCCGCCUCCUCGUCGAUCCCGCCUUGUACCCCUAUUGCCGCUGGUUCACGCGGCGUCCAGGGCGACGUUUUGGGUCGCGCGAGCCGAGCUUUCGCGAACCGUGUCUGUGUUGGAACGCCGCCGUCGCACGGUGCUGGGCCCACCCCCGUGCGGCGAAGAAAGAACGCCUCCGCGCGAGCGGCGCCAAGGGCGGGAGCAAGUGCAGGGUCCCUUUCGGCAUCUGUGGCAGCGAGAGGGAAGGAUCCUCCAAAGGGGCACCCUGGGUUUGAAGCAACUUCGUUGACCGGCGGCGGCGAUGUCAGUUGCUUCGGCGGCGUCAGCGGUGUGGGGUUGGGGUCGUUGCGCGGUGGAGAUGGUAUCGAUUACCGUUCGGCAGCGGCAGAAGCGGCAUCUGUGGUUUCGUCUCUCCGCGAGCAGCGGCGCCACGAUUUGUUUUGGCCACCGUCUUCGUCGUCGCUGCUCGAGCGUGCCGGAGCCGACUUGGGGAGCAGCGGCAGGGGAAGCGCGCCCGUGGGUGGUGGCGGCGGCGGCGGUGGCUGGAGCCUGAACCCCUGCUCCCACGACGGGUUCGGAGGCGGCGGAGAGGGCGGCAUCGGAAAGUUCGGCAAGGAGAUGACCGUGGUGCAGAGUAGGACGGCAGAAGAAGAAGGCGACGCUGCUGCUAACGGUUUCGUCGCCGCGGGCAGCAGCAACCCGCGGGCAGAAGCGCCGGCCGACCGACAGCAGCAAAGCCUUCGACAGCGGGAGCAAGCGCGAGGGGACGAUGAUUGCUCGGGGCAACAGCGGCAGCUAGAACGGCAGCCGGUGCAGGCUAUCCCGCCGGAGAGCGGGCAGCGAGCGGGCGACACCGCGCCAGGAACGAUCAAUAGCCAUGAGACGUCGUCAACUACGGCGGCGGCGGCGGCGGCGGCGGCGGCGGCGGCGGCCGCGGCGGCAGUGCUCCCGUCUUGUCGUGAGCUGUUGAGCGACCACCACAGCGGCGACGCCAGGGGCGUGCCAGUGCCGGUCGCAGCUGCCCCUGCAGGUGCCUCGGCGGCGGCGGCGGCGGGUGCGAUGCCGUCACCAAAAGCAAAGCCGCUUGCAUCGGCUGGUUCGAUAUUCAGCACGCCAUACCGUCCUAGCGCGCCCUGGGCCGGCGGUGGCAAUAUAUACGCAGAUGGCGCGUCGGCCGGCGGCGGCGACGAAGAGGGCGCAAAGGCCGGGGGCGGCGGCCGGGUGGGGAGCGAAAGGCAUCGAAACCAGCCGCGCCACGACUUGUUCGGCGAUAUGGAGCGGCGUGGGCGGCAGCCAAUCAGCGCGGCCGAUUUCUACGGUCACGAUCUCGGCCUGCUCCCUUCUUUAUAUCCCUACGUCGCCUCGGCAGCCGCUUCCCCCGCCCCGGCCGCGAUGAGCCCCUUCCCCACGUGCGGCACCAUGGACAGCCGAGACGAGGAUGCCGGGUAUGCCGCUUCCAUCUUGUCAGCGUCUCCUUGGCACCACCCCCCUGCCGCUGUGGCGUACAACCAGGGGGGUGCCAGCACCGACCUCGCGUGGCCGCCGAAAGAUUCCCCUCCCGGGGGCUCCCCAAGUACCAUGCCGGCGGGAGCGUUGGUGUUCGCCUCUUCUCUUACGCCGACGCAGGCACCAAGUCGCGCGUAGUAGCGGGGGGGCAUGUCUACAUAAUAUCCCCGUUUUUUGUUUUCCAACCCAUGGAUUGGACUGGACGGUGGUGAUGGAAUCGCAGGUGUGGCCGCGGGCUACGGCAGUAGAAGGAGGACGGCCUUUGGCGGUCCCCCGCGUCCAUUUGCUCACGGGCCCGGCGACCUGGCCCGGAGUGAGUGGUGUCUUGGAGCACGAAAGUGUGUGGUGGGGGGCGGGGGUGGCCUUCCUUAGCUUUGCGCCUUCUACCUGAGUUAAUUAGCAUGGUCGUCGUGGUACUGAAGUGUAUAAGAUUAUGUGAAUAGGAGGACAAUGCGUCUUGAAGGCCGUACUGCUGUAGCAUGAUAUGUACGGCGUAAGCUAGUGGGUGUGGCCGAAACAACUUUUAGUGUGUGUAGGAAGAUAGAUGUGCACUCAUUCGGCCAACUUUAUCAUCAGAACUUCCUUCGGGAGGAAUCGGUGGAGCCCUCUGGCGUUGUGUUGGGUGUUGUAUGCAAACGCACCACACGGGGUAAUUAUAAGCUGGUCGUAUGUUGGAAUGCGCUUUCUCUUUGUUGUGAGCCGCCGGGGGUAAGCCCCUGCGCAUGAGAUCGCUUCAAUCAAGCAGUGACGUACUUCGCAUGUGCAAGCUUGCGGCUGACAGAACAAUGGACGGCAAGCUGUGGUGUUGCUCGUGUUCACAAAUUGCAGCAGCGGCACUGCUGUGAAUGACCGGCAUCUAUGUAGACUAGUUGAAUCGGUUUGCUGUC